This is a messenger RNA of Dermacentor andersoni, 801 nucleotides long. RefSeq names its product Peroxiredoxin 2 (gene Prx2). Gene Ontology annotation, molecular function: thioredoxin peroxidase activity. Gene Ontology annotation, cellular component: cytosol. Lineage: Eukaryota; Metazoa; Arthropoda; Arachnida; Ixodida; Ixodidae. Gene Ontology annotation, biological process: hydrogen peroxide catabolic process; cell redox homeostasis; removal of superoxide radicals. The record is from RefSeq and is a predicted model, not a curated record.
GCAGACUGCUCUCUCCUUUCGGGUCAGUGUAGCGGUUUUCGCCUGUGUCUCCGUGGAUUACCCUUUAUUUCUCUUCUCUGCACGUCCGACUCCAAAUCACAGAAAUGAGCCUUCCACAGCUGACCAAGCCGGCCCCUGACUUCUGCGGUACCGCUGUGAUCGACGGCGAGUUCAAGGAAAUCAAGCUGUCAGACUACAAGGACAAGUACCUGGUCCUCUUCUUCUACCCGCUUGACUUCACCUUCGUCUGCCCCACGGAGAUCAUCGCCUUCAGCGACCGAGCGGACGAGUUCCGUAAGAUCGGCUGCGAAGUAGUUGCCUGCUCCACCGACAGCCACUUCUGCCAUCUUGCAUGGAUCAACACACCCCGCAAGCAAGGUGGUCUUGGCGAGAUGAAGAUCCCACUUCUGGCUGACAAGACCAGCAAAAUUGCAAGAGCCUAUGGUGUCCUCAAGGAAGAUGAUGGUGUUCCCUUCCGUGGCCUUUUCAUCAUUGACAACAAGGGCCUUCUGCGCCAGAUCACGAUGAAUGACCUCCCUGUCGGCCGCUCUGUUGAUGAAACUCUCCGGCUUGUCCAAGCCUUCCAGUACACCGACAAGUAUGGAGAAGUUUGCCCCGCCAACUGGAAGCCUGGAGGUGACACCAUGAAGCCCGACCCCAAGGGCAGCAAGGCCUACUUUGCAAAAAGUGACCACUGAGUACCCUCUUCCACAGCUUCAAGCCAAAGCCCACUGUUGUUCCACUCCAUGUCCAUGCGUGACACUGUGCUUCAUGUAAAGUAUUAAAGUAACAUUUUUCAUA